AUGACAACCACCAUCAACACAGUUACGGACAGGUGUGAACGGGGCAGCGAGGGGCGCUCGACUGUCGUCAUGGAUAAGGCUGAGUACUGCACAAAACUAGGCAACCUCUUGAUGGACAAGGAAGCUUAUGUGUCAUCGACCGUCAGCGAGUUUAAAAAGCUCGUAAACAGCAUAAACAAUACGAUGGGCAAGCUGAGGAAGGCGGGAGCUCUUACGAGAAGGGAAGCGUUGGCCGCAAAAGCCAGUGAUACCGCGAUGGCGCGCUUCUACGGCCUACCAAAGGUCCACAAGCAGGGGGUACCGCUACGCCCCAUCGUCUCCUUACGUGGUACUCCAACCUUUGGGCUGUCAAAGUGGCUGUACCGGCGACUUUAUUUCCUUACCAAGGAUUCGCAGUGGACAGUGAAGUCAGCUGAAGAGUUCUUGACGCGCAUCAAACAUCUCGAAGUGGAGGCAGAUGAGGUGAUGGUGUCAUUUGACGUGAUCUCAUUAUUCACCUCCAUCCCACCCGCGCUGGCUAUUGACACUAUUGAUGGCUUUCUCCGGGAAAAGUAUGAUGAAACCGACCAACAGCUCAAACGAGCACACAUCAUCGAGCUCCUAGAACUGUGUCUUAAGACCUUCUUUACAUUCAACGGCCAAGUCUACGAGCAAAAGAAGGGGACACCGAUGGGCUCGCCUCUGUCUGGACUAAUUGCCGAAGCAGUUUUGCAGAGACUCGAGCAGCAGGUCUUCAGCUCGUACCCCCCGAAGUUCUGGGCCAGAUACGUCGACGACACGUUCGUUGUAAUCAAGAGGAGCGAGGUGAAGGCUUUCAAGGCAUUGUUGAACUCCAUCUUUCCCGAUAUUCAGUUUACUAUGGAAGAGGAAGUCAACAAUCAGUUGCCCUUCCUGGACGUACAAGUUACGAGAUUGACAGACGGGAAGAUAAGGACAACGGUUUACCGUAAGGCAACAAAUACCAGGCGCAUCCUCCACUUCCGAAGCAACCACCCUGUUGGUCAUAAACGCAGUUGUGUCAGAACUCUCUUUCAACGUGUUCAAACACACUGUAGCGACGACAGUGGGAGGAAGGAGGAGAUGAAUCACUUACACGCCCUUUUCAAAGCCAACGGCUACCCGAAGUCCUUCAUACGCAAUUGCCUCAAAAAGCCUCAUUUUGAGCGGUCGAGUGGAGAAAAGCCCAAGUUCUGGCUCUCAAUACCUUAUGUGAAGAACGUAUCAGAGGCAACGGCAAGAAUCCUGAAACCUUUUGGGAUUGGCGUGGCUCAUAAACCAGAAUGCACCAUCAGACAGCAAAUCAUGAAGCCCAAAGACCCGCUACCAACAACAGAACAGUCGGCGGUGGUCUACAGCAUACCAUGCCUAAAUUGCAAUGCAAGGUAUGUUGGUGAAACGGGCAAACGCCUCGGUACAAGAUUGCACGAACACCAACUUGCAAUCAAUCGCAAGGACAAGCUGUCUUUGGUCUAUGGCCACAUAAGAGAUCUGAACCACGAUUUUGCCUUUGAGAAAGCGAGGGUAAUUGGUCGAGCCAAUGAGAAGAUGGCCAGACUGGUGCUCGAAAGUUGGUCCUCGACUGGUACACUCAACCGAGCUAUAGAUCUACAUCCCGCCUACUAG
Molecule: messenger RNA, 1623 nt
Organism: Spirometra erinaceieuropaei
Lineage: Eukaryota; Metazoa; Platyhelminthes; Cestoda; Diphyllobothriidea; Diphyllobothriidae
Source: the annotation of a GenBank genome assembly